GGAAAGUGCAUCUUUCUUUCCGAGAUCAAUAUCUUGUGAAUCCUUCUUUCAACAAGUAACCUUGAAAAUCAUGGGUUUCCGCUUKCCUGGUUUGCUUCACACAAAGGAGAUUCUUCGCCGCUCUCUUUCAGGAGGGAGGAACCAAUCGCUUUGGUCAACAACGGCCAAUGUUCCCAAGGGUCAUUUGGCAGUUUAUGUAGGAGAAGCAGAAAAGAGGAGGUUUGUUAUUCCAGUAUCCUACUUGAAUCAUCCCUCAUUCCAAGAAUUGUUACGUCAGGCAGAGGAAGAAUUCGGGUUUGAUCAUCCAAUGGGUGGGCUAACGAUUCCUUGCAAGGAAGAUACUUUCAUCCAUCUUUUGAAUGGCUUGUUAGAAGAGUAACACAUCUUCAGGAAGGUCAGCCAUGGAAAAAUGAAUCAAUGCAUAGAAGCUCCUUCGGUUGUCAUUCUAUGCCACAAGCCCACGAGUGACGAGCCAGCCUAUAAGCUCAAAGGGCUCUGCAGCUUCGGAUCCAAAAGAAAGAUUUUUCACUCUUCUGUCAAAGCUAAUGGGAGAAUGGGCCAGCAUUAAAUCCAAACUCUCCAAGUUUGUAUCUUCUGGUGAAACGAAAGACAUUGUAUUAGAAAUUGAGGAGGCGGAUUGAGAUUAAAACUAGUCUCUCAAUUUUUUCAAAGUGUAUUGUUGGCAUUCCAACAUUGUAAAUUUACAGAAUGUAAAUUUACAGAAUGUAAAUUUAAUCUUCCUUUUCCAUUUGUUAUUAGAUCUAAAUCUGUAUUUUUCAGAAUGUAAAUUUACAUUCUGAAAUUGGAAAUACCAUUCAAUAGAAAAUCUUCCUUUUCCA
Messenger RNA from Nelumbo nucifera (sacred lotus), 839 nucleotides. RefSeq lists its product as uncharacterized. The record is from RefSeq and is a predicted model, not a curated record. Gene Ontology annotation, biological process: response to auxin. NCBI's taxonomy places the organism in Eukaryota, Viridiplantae, Streptophyta, Magnoliopsida, Proteales, Nelumbonaceae.